AUGGCGGAUCCUCGUCUUGCGUCGCCGGUUUACCCGGCACCGCAAUAUAUACGCGUUGGCGGGCCGUGCACGCCCGCGUCUAACCAGGAGUGUCUUGUGGACGGCCAGCCUCGUGUUGCUGCAGCGGAAAACACCGUAAUUCACCGGAUUUCUUCAUCCGCUGACCAAUUUUCACCGCAUCCGGGAGCCCUUGCACAUCACGCGAGGCCUGUGACUGUGCGAAACGAUGAGGGCCUCAGCUGUGGAUUGCAGCUGGGGUAUCAAGCUCCAGCAUCUCGCUAUUCUCCAACCCGAUCUGGCCACGCCUCCGCAAUUCAGCACGGUAACCUCGGUGUGCCUACAGUCUACCAAGGAGGGAAUGUUCCUCAGGCAACACCAGUCUCGCCAAAGGCAUACUCUGCAGAUGUGUUUGAUGGAGGGGGGCUUCAGGCUGCAUCUCCUCAGUCCCGGCCGUACUUCUUUGAGACUUAUUCUCCGGAAGGCCUGCAGGUACGGCUGGGACAAACCCCUGCCAAUCGGCCGCAUUUUCAGAUCGCCGGGGGAUCAUCACCAGCCUUGCGACAUGCUGCGGAAUACGUCAACAUCUGCAAUUCAGAAUGCCGGACACCGGCGUUGCCGCCGCACCUCCAAGCAACGUCAGGGCCGUCAGCGCAAGCCUGCAGUCCUUACACAGUAUAUCACCCGUUCAGGCAGUCUCAUGCUUCAACCAAAGUUUCUCCUUCUCAUGAAAUUGAUGGGGAAGAAAGGAAGGAUGCCCAGGAUGCCAGCUGGACCGCAGGUGCCCCUCGAUGUGAUGCGGUUUGGACUGGUCGCGAUGGGGAACGCGUAGUGCAAAAUGCCGGAGCUGGUUACGAGUCUCCGCAUGGAAUGCCGGAGCCUGAAGUGCUUGGUGGGCAUAGACAAUCUGCUGCAUUGCUUCCGGUCUUUGUGAAGCAUGACGAAAUUAUCGACCACGGAAAGCGGUUCGGGGGCGAGCAGCCAGAGGUCUCCAAGCAAUGCAGUCAACGCGGUGGUCAUAUACUCUCAUUCUUGUCCGAGGAAGAGGAUUCAUCAACUGUCUUCGCCAAGCUAAAGGGCAGAGAACCGACCGAUCUCGAGGGCUGGCGCGAGCUCGCCAGACAGGCGAGAGUAGAAAAUACGGUGCUUCGAGGACGAAUUCAAGAAUGUGAGAAGCAGGUCUUCACUCUUCAACAACAGGUCGAUAGAGAAACAGCUCGCUCUGCUGCACAGUCCAAGACUCAAUUAGCCAUGGAAGCUGACCUCAGGGCUGCGAGAGAGGAGAUGCUUCGGCUGAGGCACACUCUCAGGAUGAACCAAAGAGGAGCAGAGUUAACUAGGGGUGCUACGAUCGGUGGGGGAGUUGCAGACUGCAGUCGCGAGGUGUUUCUGAUGCGGGAGGCCCUGGCUGAAGCGGCGGAGUACCACAUGGAAUUAAUAGAACAAAACGACAACCUUCGCGUCCAAAUCGAAUGGCUCCGCCGUGGUGGCGGAUCAACAGCGGCACCGGGCAGCAAGGCUAUGGAAAAGACGGCUUGGAAUGAACAGCUGAGGGACCAGGAACGGUAUGAACUAGAGCAGUUACGGGAGCUGUUUUGUCGGCACCGAAAUGCCGCAGGAGAGAACGAGGGAUGCUCCGGUGUAACUAAGUUAGACGCUUUGAGCAGGAGUCAACAAGGUGAUGGAGGUGUAGAUGACCAGUCUCAAAAUGCGUCUUCCGGACAUCGCCAGAAUGGAAGCAACACCGCCGGUGACAUUUUUAGUCAAACUGCCUGCAGCGACGCAGGCUACCGAGCCUUUGUGAAACGAACCGGAAGCGGAGAUUGGGUUGCACAGGGAACCGUACUAACAUCCAAGCGUGAUACGUCCGAUGACCUCUCUUCCAGUUCGUUGACACUUCCCUGUUCGCCGACAAGUUCCAGCAAACGCGGAAAACCGAGUACAUCCACACUAACCCGUCCUUUUUUCCACAAUACCCCAGGCGAAGGGGAACUCUUCAGAGCUGAUUCUGCAAAGAAAAGGGACGAUACCGGUGGGCCCAUUAAACGAUUGGAGCAGCGGAUCCGAGAGUAUCAAAGCAAGGCACCAGGAGCAACAGCUGCCACAACCGUACGAGAGGGAUCGCCCCGUUAUGUGGCAGCAAGUCGGCGCGAUAGAGAUAUCCCAGAGAAACAGCCUCGUCAAGAAGCCAGCAAUGGGCGAGCUUUUGAUGCGCUAGCGUAG
This is a messenger RNA of Besnoitia besnoiti, 2220 nucleotides long. RefSeq lists its product as uncharacterized. The record is from RefSeq and is a predicted model, not a curated record. NCBI's taxonomy places the organism in Eukaryota, Apicomplexa, Conoidasida, Eucoccidiorida, Sarcocystidae. The transcript is spliced from 8 exons. Bases 1 to 2220 code for a protein of 739 amino acids.